GACUACAUCGACCACGAGCUCUCGGUGAAGUUGGACUCCACGGACGCGUUCGAGGGCCCCGAGAAGUUGCUGGAGCUGUGGUUCUCGCCCACAGACUGCGAGCUGCCGGCGGGCUGGCCCGCAGACGGGUUGCGUGCCAUCCCGUUGCACGAGAUCGAGCUGCUGCUCGGCAUCGUCCACUGCGAGAUCCUGUCCAAGGUGUCGUCGCAGCAGCUGGACGCGUACUUGCUCUCGGAGUCGUCGCUGUUUGUCUACCGCAACAAGCUCAUCCUCAAGACGUGCGGCACCACGACGACGUUGCUCUGCUUCGAGAAGCUGCGGGAGCUUGUGCACCGCUACUGCCUCGACCCGGCCUUUGAGUUCCGCAACAUCUACCGCGUCUUCUACUCGCACCGCUCCUUCAUGUUCCCGGACCGCCAGCAGGCAGUGCACCGCAGCUGGGACGCCGAGCUGGCGUGCUUGAACACCCACUUCGACAGCGCCACCAGCAACGCCUACGUGCUCGGCAGCCCCCCGGGCCCGGCCGCCAGCAGCCGGUCCGCCCCGGACGAGACGUGGCACCUGUACACGAACGGCACCAACCAGUUCGCCGGCUGCAGCGCCGGCCGCAGCUCCGCAGCAGACAUCACCGUCGAGCUGCUGAUGACGGAGCUCGACCCGGCCAGCGCCGCCCAGUUCGAGCUGCCCAGCGCCGCAGCCCAGCACGCCGCCAUCUCCAACCCGGACACCCAGGACGUCGGCCACGUCGUCGGCGCCCAGCUGCUGCGCCGCUCCGGCCUCGACCGCAUUGUCCCGGAAGACCCUGCCUGCGACUCCGACACCAAGCACGACGCCUUUGCCUUCACCCCCUGCGGCUUCUCCUCCAACACCAUUCUCCGCGGCGACCGCUACUACACCAUCCACGUCACCCCGGAAAACGGCUGGUCCUAUGCGUCCUUCGAGACAAACUUC
Pichia membranifaciens NRRL Y-2026 is the source of this 951-nucleotide messenger RNA. RefSeq lists its product as hypothetical. Gene Ontology annotation, biological process: spermidine biosynthetic process; spermine biosynthetic process. The transcript has a single exon. The annotation marks the transcript as partial. NCBI's taxonomy places the organism in Eukaryota, Fungi, Ascomycota, Pichiomycetes, Pichiales, Pichiaceae. Gene Ontology annotation, cellular component: cytosol. The record is from RefSeq and is a predicted model, not a curated record. Gene Ontology annotation, molecular function: adenosylmethionine decarboxylase activity.